Molecule: messenger RNA, 2269 nt
Organism: Abrus precatorius (Indian licorice)
Lineage: Eukaryota; Viridiplantae; Streptophyta; Magnoliopsida; Fabales; Fabaceae
Product: serine carboxypeptidase-like
Exons: 9
Coding region: 331-1845 (504 amino acids)
Biological process (GO): proteolysis
Cellular component (GO): vacuole
Molecular function (GO): serine-type carboxypeptidase activity
Source: RefSeq, a predicted model, not a curated record
AUAAUGUUUUUUUAUAUAUAUAAUUUGUAAGUCUUAAUUAUUAAAUGAAGAACUUUGAGACGUUAGUUCUCUUUUUCAUAAUAUGCGAUUUUUAUAAUUAGAUAUUCUAUUUUUAAAAUUUUCAAUUUAUUUUUGUAUUUUAAAUUUUCAUAAUUUAUUUGAUUUUAAUCUCUGAAGAGCAGAUAACACGUGUUAAAGUUUUGAUCGUCCGUGAGCUGAGAAAACAACGAUCACUCGUCACGUUGAAGACCGUAUAAAAGUAAACGAUCAAGUGAGUGAUUUCUAAGGGAGCAGUGUGUCUUCACUCCGUCUACCAAGUUCGAACAAACAAUGGGGCAUUCUUCCAUUUCGAUGUUAAUCUUCCUCUGCAAUCUUCUUCUUCUCUUCUCAGCGCCAUCAUCUUCUGCCUCCGAUGAUGAACUUCGCGUGACGCUCCAUGCCAAGAACCUCAUCAGAGACCUCAAUUUGUUCCCCGAUGACGAUGUCAACGUCAUUUCCGUUGCCAAUUUUUCUUCUAUCCAACCACGCAAGAUCGUUGAGAAGCGCUUCAGGUUCCCCAACCUAAUAGCUUCUGAUUCGGGGGUUUCCGUUGAGGAUUUGGGUCACUACGCUGGGUAUUACCCUAUUCAACAUUCACACGCCGCAAGGAUGUUCUACUUUUUCUUUGAAUCACGCAACAGCAAGGAAGAUCCUGUUGUAAUUUGGUUGACAGGGGGACCUGGGUGUAGUAGUGAAUUGGCUUUGUUUUAUGAAAAUGGCCCUUUCAAAAUUGCUGAUGACUUGUCUCUUGUGUGGAAUGAAUAUGGUUGGGACAAGGCAUCAAAUCUUUUGUAUGUUGACCAACCAACUGGAACUGGCUUUAGCUACAGUACUGAUUUGCGUGACAUUCGACAUAAUGAAGAGGGUGUCAGCAAUGACUUGUAUGACUUCAUGCAGGCCUUCUUUGCAGAGCAUCCCGAAUAUGCAAAGAAUGACUUUUUUAUUACAGGUGAGUCAUAUGCUGGACAUUAUAUUCCUGCUUUUGCCACUCGUAUCCACCGGGGAAACCAAGCUAAAGAUGGAAUUCAUAUAAACCUGAAGGGAUUGGCCAUUGGUAAUGGGCUUACUAACCCUGCAAUUCAGUAUAAAGCUUACCCAGAUUAUGCACUAGAAAUGGGCAUCAUUAAGAAGGCUACACAUGACCGCCUUGACAAAGUAUUGGUUCCAGCCUGUGAAUUGGCAAUAAAGCUAUGUGGCACUGACGGAAAGAUUGCCUGUGCAACUGCAUAUGUAGUUUGUAAUCUCAUAUUCAGUGACAUCAUGUUACAUGCUGGAAACGCAAAUUACUAUGAUAUUAGAAAAAAGUGUGAGGGGAGCCUUUGCUAUGAUUUUUCAAACAUGGAGAAGUUCCUCAACCAAAAAUCUGUUCGGGAUUCACUGGGGGUUGGAAAAAUCCAUUUUGUUUCUUGUAGCACUGAAGUUUAUCUGGCUAUGUUGGUGGAUUGGAUGAGGAAUCUUGAAGUUGGUAUUCCCGCCCUUCUUGAGGAUGGAAUCAAUUUGCUUGUUUAUGCUGGGGAAUAUGAUCUCAUCUGCAACUGGCUUGGUAAUUCAAGAUGGGUUCAUGCCAUGGAAUGGUCUGGUCAGAAAGAAUUUGUGGCCUCACCUGAAGUUCCUUUUGUUGUUAAUGGAUCAGAAGCCGGAUUAUUGAAGAGCUAUGGACCUCUAAGUUUCCUUAAGGUCCAUGAUGCGGGUCACAUGGUUCCAAUGGACCAGCCCAAGGCUGCAUUAGAGAUGCUGAAGAAGUGGACUCAGGGAACCCUUGCUGAAUCUAGAGCUUAUGAAGAAAAAUUGAUUGCUGAGAUGUGAUCUCUUUUAUUACUAAAUUAGUCUAGCAUAAGGGAACACAAAUGAGAGAAGAAAUUCCAGUGGAAGUGUGACCAGUAGGUAGUUUUGUGAUGUCAUAUCUCCCCCAAACUCGUGCAAUUUCUGAAACGACAGUGUACUAGGAACUCACUGUCAUAGAAGAAAAUAACUAUUCUAAAGGAGCAGUAUUCAUGUAAGGACUUGACUUUUCUCUGUACCUAUUAGUUGUAUCUUCAUAUUUACGUUUCUCUGCUGAUAAAUUAAUAUUUGAAUGAAUAAUUCAUUUGUUAUAUGAUCUAACCACUUAUACACUUUUGUCUCUAGGAUGUAUUGGUUUGAGGGGAAGAAAAUUAAGAGGGCAGGGAAUAGGAUUAGAUUGUUUAUUUUUCUUUACCUUUUACCCAAAUAAUCGAAGGAUUUUUUUUAU